Molecule: messenger RNA, 907 nt
Organism: Episyrphus balteatus (marmalade hoverfly)
Lineage: Eukaryota; Metazoa; Arthropoda; Insecta; Diptera; Syrphidae
Product: probable insulin-like peptide 3
Exons: 2
Coding region: 380-742 (120 amino acids)
Cellular component (GO): extracellular region
Molecular function (GO): hormone activity
Source: RefSeq, a predicted model, not a curated record
UACUAAUGUAUUCAUUCAAAGUAUAUUUUUUGCUAAAAUAUACAUAUUUUCUACCAGUGUAUCAGGAACUUGCAUGAAGAAGUUCAAAUAACCCAUUUGCUCCAAUUACUAUUGCGCGCAUAGUCUGAAUAAUUAAUUCUGCAAGGAAUUUUAUUUGAAUUUGAAUUGCUAAUGCGCGUUUAUAUACGAAAGAGGGCAAUACUUAGUAAUUCCAAUCAAUUCCCAGAAUUUGAUUAUUUACAUCUCGAGGAAUAUAAAUACCCGAAGACCGCAAGUAAUGAGCAUCAGAAUUGAUUCAUCUGCAGCAUUGCUUGCACAUCUCCGAAAAAGAGCUUAGCUCCCAACGAAAACCCAAAUCGAUAAAAAAAACACUAUAACUAUGUCAUUUAAUUCGUCGGUAAAGAUCCUUUUUGCUCUAAAUUGGUUUUGUUUAUUAAUGAUCAUUGGCUUUAAUACGCCAUCUUGUGAGGGUGUUCAAAAGUUAUGUGGAAAAAAGUUACCAGAUACAUUGGAUUUGAUAUGUGAAAAUGGUUUUGGAACAAAAACAAAAAAAUCAAUUGAUCCUGUAGACUAUUACAAUGACAUUGAAGAAGGCAUUCAAUUGCCAUUUGAUCAAUUUCCAUUCAUUUCAAAAUUUGAAGCUAACGCUUUGGCCAAGAGUCGACGCAGGAGAUUUGGUAUUGCUGAUGAAUGCUGCAAGAAAGCAUGUACAAUGGCUGAACUGAGGAGUUAUUGUCUUUAAGGACCUUUGCUUUACCAUACUAUAAAAAAAAAAAUUAAAGUUCCCAUUUAAGUAAAUAAAUGAGCUUCGCUUGGCUUUGAUCUAUAUCGUUAUCAAAGCAUUUGUUUUGCAUCAAAAUAACAACUUAAACUGAUUUAAUAAAAAGAAGCUUAAAAUACAACAGAA